AUGCUGAAGGGCGAGGAGGGUAUUCAAUGGGUCGAUACAGACAUUUUUGCGCACCUCCGUGAAAAGUUUCCGGAGGACUAUGAACAGAUUAAGGCCGAAUUAGAGUCACCGAAGGCCGAAUCAGAGCCCGAAGAAGACAAAGCCGACGAUGAACCGGAAGAAGCAACCCAUGAACCAGACCCAACUGCGGUCUCUAAAACGCAAACAGAGGCCAUUUACCAGGUGAUCCUUGACCUAAAGGAGGCCGGACACUUGGCAAAACGCCAACUAAAUCUUGAUCUUGUUGCCUCCACGAUAGUGGGGCGCUUCGAGAUCGAUAGUGCAGACUAUGCCCAAGACCUCAUCGCCUCAAAAGCCGAUGCAAUUAUAGAGCUUAUGGAUGAGGCGAAAACUUACAAUUUUGAUUGGUCACGCAAGGUUAUAUACCGAGAAUUGAAAGCCGCCGCAAAGAAACACGACGUGCAACAAAUAGCGUUCACUCCACUACGACCUCGUUUAUUCAACGAAGCUGAGUCCUCUCCAGAGGACAGUGAGCAUGAAGAAGAACAGCCUAGGCCGCGAAGGCGCCGGGUCCGUAAGUCUGUGCUGCGCCCUAAAAGCACGAUCGCUAGCAAGAAAAUUGGCAAGCGAACGAGGAGUGCCGCUGCAGCAGACGAUGAAUAUCUGUCAGAUGACAACCCUGAUGCAAUGGAUGAAUUUGAAACUCCCAGCAAAGUUCGCGGUCAUGAGCUUGUCCGCGAUCCCUUAUCUACGCGGGCGAAACGCAGAACUCGUUCAAUGCUCUCCAACCCCGAAACUACGCCUCUUCAGAAGGUACCCGCGCUACAGGAAAUUCUCCAGAGUCGCAAUACGUCGGUCUCUAUCGGUGACCAGGCACCCUCGGAGCCAGACACCCUUAACGGUAAUGAAUCAACAUCCGAUACAUGGUUUUGUCAAGCCCGGGGUUGCGACAAAGUUAUUCACAGGAGUAAUACAAAGCACGGCAAGGAACUGAUCCGGGUUCAUUCACUAGAGCAUGCCGAUGAUGCCAAGGUUAAAAUGGACCUAGUCCUCUCCGAGCACCAGCUCAAUAUAGGGUUUCGUGUCGAUAAUCUCCUUGAUCAUAUCCGGGGAAUGGGCUGUUUAGAUAUUGCAGCCAUGGAUGGGACAACAAACGGGACUAACGGAAUAGGAGCGUAG
Molecule: messenger RNA, 1179 nt
Organism: Aspergillus oryzae RIB40
Lineage: Eukaryota; Fungi; Ascomycota; Eurotiomycetes; Eurotiales; Aspergillaceae
Exons: 2
Coding region: 1-1179 (392 amino acids)
Source: RefSeq, a predicted model, not a curated record